CAGUAACAAGUUCCCUGCUUCAGCAGCAAGAUGGAAGGUGACUGGAAACAGGCAUUUGACUUCAAUGGAUUCUUUGUUCUUCCUUCUGAGCUCAUUGAAAACAUUCUUUUCCGGCUGCCAUUGCCGGAGAUUAUUUGUCUGAGUUCAGCAUGCAAAGGCUUAAAUUCAAUGAUUUCCAGUGUCGAAUUCCGGAGAAAUUACAACAAACUCAGCUCAGACAAUUGGAUUUUCGUCUUCAAAAAACAGCCAUUCAAGAAAUCUACAAUCUUUGGGUUUAGCAGUGCAUGCAACAGGUGGUUCAGAUUUCCGAUUGCUCAGUUGCUGGAGCCAGUGGUUCCUCCAGGUGAAGAUAUCUACCUCCUUGCAGCUUCUGCUGGGUUUUUCUUAUUUUCUCUCAACAACUGCCAGGAACUUGUAGUCACCAACCCUGUAUCAAAGUCCGCACAGAAGAUCCCGACAAAUCCGCUGGGGCGACGUGGUACGUCUUCUUGGCGAAGACCUUCAAUGAAACUCAUCGGAAAUCGCACUUCAGGUUCAUUCAAGUUCAUGUUCAUUGAGGACCUUGGCCAGGGGCCGGUUCUAUACCUCUACCGAUCAACCACAAAUAUGUGGAACAUCACUGAAGCUCAAGAAAUGACCAGACAAGUGAAGGAGAACAUGGUGUUCCUAACUGCAGCUCACCAACUCAAUGAGACCAUCAUUGUGGGAGUCAGUUUAGAGACCAAUGUUGCUGCAUCUAUAUACAGGCCAAGUUCUGAAGAUGGCUCACAAGGCCUGUCUAUUGGCCUUCUUGGUGCUUACAUGACAGGUCCACUGCACAUAUAUGGCGAUGGCAGACUUGUAGUGGUGAGAUCUGAAUCAAUUGAUGGUAGAUCAAGAGUUAUAAAAGAAAUUGAGAUUUGGGGAUUAAACCUGGAUGGGAGAAAGUGGAAAUUGUUCGGAAGAACACCACACAGUUUGCUUGAGAGCGUAAGAAAGCAUUUUGAAGUCUUGACUGGUCGUUUAGAGGACAGGGAAGGGGUUGUUAGAGUCAUUUUAGUUUCUAACCUUGGAGGAAGAUGGAAUAUGAUAUGGAUUUCUUAUGACAGUCUCAAGAUGGAUUGGCAUAUGGCAGAGUUGCCUGAGUUUGGCAUGAAGGGCAUUAAUAUAGCUGGUGUUGCCAUCUCUUCACCUCCCAUUCUCUGAG
Nymphaea colorata (pocket water lily) is the source of this 1186-nucleotide messenger RNA. RefSeq lists its product as uncharacterized. NCBI's taxonomy places the organism in Eukaryota, Viridiplantae, Streptophyta, Magnoliopsida, Nymphaeales, Nymphaeaceae. Gene Ontology annotation, molecular function: protein binding. The coding region runs from base 31 to 1185 and encodes 384 amino acids. The record is from RefSeq and is a predicted model, not a curated record. The transcript has a single exon.